Messenger RNA from Cricetulus griseus (Chinese hamster), 1794 nucleotides. The record is from RefSeq and is a predicted model, not a curated record. Lineage: Eukaryota; Metazoa; Chordata; Mammalia; Rodentia; Cricetidae.
AUGGCCUGGCAUGGAGAGACAUACUGCCUGAUUGGAGGCUACCGUGUCUAUGGGGAUGCUCCACUGGCCACCCCUGAAAAGGCUGAGGAAGAGAAGCCGGCACCCAGGAGGGCUCCCAAGAGACAGAGAGUUCAGGAAGAGUCAGACCAAGAUCUAGGGUGUCCUAGCGCCAAAAUUCCUCGUCUCAGAAUGAAGCACGGUGGCAAAGGGCUAUCCCCAUAGAACUCUCCACCCAGCUGUGCUCGCUUGCCCCGCCCUGAGAAGAUGCGGCUCAAGGGCCUCCGGAUGCUUAACCCAGUGCUUUCAGUGUUCCUGUUGGUGCUGCUGCUGUUAGGGCCUUCACAGUCUCUAACAAGGACCCAGACCAAACCAGUCGACUUUGGUGCUUCCACUGCACCAAACACUCCCAGAGGCCUCACCAGGCCCAAGGGCACCUCCAGCAUCCCAACCACUGCCGGCAAUCCUAAUUUCCUAGACCUGGGAGAUCGUGUGAGAGCCCUGAUGCAAGAAUUCCUGCUUGUAGAUGGCCACAAUGACUUGCCUCUUGUUCUGAGGCAAUUUUACCUGAAUGGGCUACAGGACGCCAACCUGAGAAACUUCACCUAUGGCCAUACCAACCUGAAUAGGCUUAAAGAUGGCUUUGUGGGAGCCCAGUUCUGGUCCGCUUACGUACCAUGUCAGACCCAGGACCGGGAUGCCUUGCGCCUCACCCUGGAACAGAUUGACCUCAUUCACAGUAUGUGUGCCUCUUAUCCUGAGCUGGAACUUGUAACCUCAGUUAAAGGUAAGUGGACUUCUUCAAGCACCCGGAAACUGGCCUGCCUCAUUGGUGUGGAGGGUGGCCACUCCCUAGAUAACAGCCUCUCUGUGCUUCGAAGUUUCUACCAGCUGGGGGUGCGCUAUCUGACGCUCACACACACCUGCAACACACCCUGGGCAGAGAGCUCAUCAAAGGGCGUCCACUCAUUCUACAGCAGUGUCAAAGGACUGACCAGCUUUGGGGAAAAGGUGGUGGCAGAAAUGAAUCGCUUGGGUAUGAUGGUUGACUUGUCCCAUGUCUCGGAUGCUACUGCACAGCGGGCCUUAGAAGUGUCCCAGGCACCUGUGAUCUUCUCCCACUCAGCUGCCAGGGGUGUGUGUCAAAAUGCUCGGAAUCUUCCUGAUGACAUCCUGCAGCUUCUGAAGAAGAACGGUGGCAUCGUGAUGGUGACAUUCGCUGUAGGGGUGCUGCAGUGCAACCCGUUAGCCAACGUAUCCACUGUGGCAGAGAAAGGUCAACUGAAGCACCAGUCUCCUCCACCCAGAGAUGCUCACUUUGCAGUCAUUGGAUCCGAGUUCAUCGGGAUUGGUGGAGAUUAUGAUGGAACUGCACAGUUCCCUAAAGGGCUGGAGGACGUGUCUACAUACCCAGUGCUCAUAGAGGAGUUGCUUAGACGGGGCUGGAAUGAGCAGGAGCUGCAAGGUGUCCUUCGAGGAAACCUGCUUCGAGUCUUUGGAGAGGUGGAACAGGUACGGGAGAAAAACAGAUGGCAAAGUCCCCUGGAGGUCAUGAUUCCAGAGGAGCAGCUGGACAGUGCUUGUCAUUCAGUCUUGCCAGGUCGACAUCUGAAACAAUCUCCAGAAAAGAACCAAUCAUCAAUCCCAAUACAUCAUGCACUCAAGUUAGCAUCCAAGUGGUCACACUCAAAAUCUUCUCCCCACAUAGUCCUAAGCCUCAUGGUUGUUGCAACCAUUUUAGACCUUAUUGUAUGAUUUUGAUGAUCCAUGCAGUCUUCCCAGAUAUCAUUCUGGCAC